Manduca sexta (tobacco hornworm) is the source of this 1474-nucleotide messenger RNA. RefSeq lists its product as uncharacterized. The transcript has 5 exons. The coding region runs from base 179 to 1246 and encodes 355 amino acids. The record is from RefSeq and is a predicted model, not a curated record. NCBI's taxonomy places the organism in Eukaryota, Metazoa, Arthropoda, Insecta, Lepidoptera, Sphingidae.
AUUGUUUCUCACCCAUUGUUCGCAAAUCUGUAUUGCCUAACUGAAUUGUUCAUACUUGUGCUUUAUAAAACAAGUAAUAGAAACAUAAUACUAAAAUACGGCAAAAUAUUAAAAACAGUGGAUUUUCUGAGGUAAAAUAUUAAAAACAAAUCAUGAUUUAAAAAUAAACAAAAACAAAAUGGCGGCGCCGUACUUUUUAUUUCCCGCCGUUUUAGUCCCCGUUCUAAUUAUUAACACGAAAUGCCAUACAGCCAAUAAUUCCGAUGUCAUAGUAAUAAAUUCUGGCCAUGCUGAUGUCGUAGACCAACCUCAAAAUAUAAUAAACGAACCAAAAACAACAGAAACAACAGAGAAUACAAAAUUAAUGAUACCAGAGACAACGACCACAGAAGCAGAAAUAGAAGCAACAGAAGACGUAGUCUUUGUGCCAAAUGAAAAAGAAGUUCAGAGGAAUUUCGAUGAUGAUAAAAUGAAGAUAGGAGAUAUAUUAUAUAGGAAAACAGUUGGAGACAUUAUGAAUGAUCGGAAUGUUAGAAUUGAGACUGAAGCGCCAAACGAAGACAUAGUUUUCAUAUCAGGCAAAAACAAUGAAAAUGUAGAAACAUCUAAGACAGAAAGAAAUAAAGAAGCAAAUAUACAAAAGAAAGAGAAACCAAAGAAAAAGUUUAUCGACUGCGCCAAUUUAGACUGUAAUAACACUUUGAAUUCUGUUUGCGGAGUCAAGAAAGACAACGGACAAUUAAAAUAUAGGUUGUUUCUGAACGAUUGCUAUUUUAGAAAAGUUAACUGCAAUUUUAAAUAUGAAGAAAAUCGAUAUAAGCAAAUAGAAUUAGAAAGAUGUAGAAAUAUCGCAUCUCAUAACACUGAGAGACCAUUUUCCUACAAUCCAAUGCCAUUACCUCCUCCAAGACCUAGCCCAAUGGACAAAUCCAGGAGAAGUUUAUCUUCUAGAAGGUCUUUAAGCAUAGGUGUAGAUGGAAGGUAUUGUUCCCAUACCUGCCCUAUAUCCUGCCCAGAUAAUUACGAUCCAGAAUGUGCCGUAUCCAGCUCGGGAGAGAGACGAGUUUUCGUUAACCAUUGUGAAAUGGAUUUGAAUUCAUGUUUUUAUAAUGUUGUGUGGCACAGAAGACCUCUCUCAGAGUGCGUGGGAGGGAAGAAGGCGGACAUGAGACAGAACAGAGGGUUUAUUAGCUGGAUGCAGCGAGUGGGCAUCGUUGACAAGAGAGGAAGACUGGUUUUGACGUAAACAUCAGCAGAACCGGCUCCGCACCUACUGGUCCCCUGAAAUUCGUACCCUGUGCUCACUAGUCCCCUGUAAUAUUUUUAGUGCCUACUGGUCCCCUCCUAUAGAGUAGUUUUUUUGAGCUCUUUGACUGUUCUACAAUCGCGUAAUAAAGGCUCAAAUAAAAUACAUUAAAUUUGUAUAAGUAUUUAUUACAAAUCACAGUUAAUUAAAGAAUUAAAAUCAGUCUUA